AAAUGAAUCAUCUACGUGUGGCGCUCAUCAGACAGCAAAGGUGGUGCCGGCGUACCGCAGUACAGUGUGCUUCCAGCUCGAGCCGUACCGUCGUUCUACAGCAACCUUCCGUACCGUUUAUUCGGCUACUUUCCCAAUCGGUACGCCUCUGCCAAACAGUUCCCUCAGUAAAGCAACAAGAAUCGACCACCACACCGAACCGGGAAGCUGCACCAGCCGGCAAGAAACAGCCAAAGGAUAGUGUACGGUUGGUAGAAGAGCUUCGAUCGGAUGCGAUCGUGUACCGCCGGGUACAGCUGGAAAAGCUUAAUCAACUGCUUGCCAAACCGUUCGAAAUACCGAAGGAUGCGUACGAAUUUUUGCUCCAGUGCUGUGGUACCCUUCUAUGCGCGGAAACGCUCGAAACGCGCAUGAAAGUGUUCGAACAGUUUUGGUUCUAUAUGGGUGAACCGGAACAGAAACACUGGAAGGUGCUGCUACAGGUGUACCGUGAAAAUGAACGUUCCAUCACGGAUGUACCAGCAUUUCUCGCCAGCAUAGGCGACCGCAUCGAGAAGGAUGCUGAGCUGUACGUUGGGCUAAUGGGUGUGCUGGCAGAAAAAGGAGACAUCGCCGAGAUGAAGCUGGUUGGGGAGAUGAUGAAGGGGCGCAACAUUCCCCUCUCGGUCGACGUGAUAAACCUGAUGAUCCGUGGAUAUGGACGGGCGGGCGAUUUGGACGGUGUACAGAUGGUGCUGGAAACGAUGAGCGCUAGCAAUGUGUCCGCCAAUGGGCAAACGUACGGUGAACUAAUGAUCGCCUUCCUGGAGGACGGUAUGACCGACCGGGUCCUUAAAAUGGUACGUGAAAAAGGCUCCCAGCUGAACGAAAAGCACAUCCUCGAACUGUUGUCGCUUGCGCUGGGAGAGAAAAUUCAACCCGAAUUGGUACGUUCACUGCUGAAGCUGCUUCCGGAAGAGCUGACAACGGAUGGCCGCAUACAUCCGGUGCUACGGAACGUGCUUAGUGGACUGAUUCGAGCCGGCCAACUCGACGGUAUGAUGGCACUGCUUGACGAACUACCAGCGCCACAGUUCCGGGCGAAUGAAAAUACCGACGGGUACGGAACAUUCCUGAUAGUGGAAAUGCUUCGCAAUGAUGUUUCGCUUGAUCGGUUAAACAAGUUCCUGGCCACGCUGAUCAAAACCGACCGUAAUGCUCGUGCCUACCAGGUCGCCUGUGAAUGCGCGGCAAAAGCAGCUCAUCCGUACUUUUCCCGCCUGCUAGCAUCUCUUGCUCGACACGAAGAUUUACGUCCCCACUACUUCUGGCCACUAUUUCUGCAGCGCUCGAAAACGGACGGAGAGGGUGGUGUGCUUUCGGUGCUGCAAACGAUGCAAAAACUUAAAGUAGAACCAGAUCAAGAAACACUCACCCAGUACGUUCUGCCGAAGCUUGCACUCACGCUGAAAGAUUCCCGCAGAGCGUUGAAAAUGUUGGAGGAUUGUGGCGUACGGACGAGCGUACUGAUGACUCCUUACAUUUCCCAUCUACUCUACCAGAACCGGUUCGACGAGGUGCUUGAGAUUCUACGCAGUUAUCCAACGUGCAAGCUCGACACGGAAGCACUCCUGUGGCCAUUAAUGCUACUAGCAAAUGUUAACCGCUCGAACACCCAUCAGCGCAAGCUGUGUGAAGUGAUCUGCGCCAUCCGAGACCGAGCAGCGGACAAACGCCACGAUCUAGGCGGUCAGUUACUGCUGGAGCUGAUCAGCAACAAGAAAAGCAAGCACGAUGCAAACAGUUUGCGCGCCCUGCUUGGCGAGUACGAGCGAUACGAGAUCCGGAUAUCGCGAAUGGCCGCCGGUGUGCUUAAGAAUCAUUUCGGACGUGCGGAGAAUGCGGGAACCGGUGGAUCCACGGUAGAAUCGAUCGAUACGCUACUGAAGAAGGUAACGGACGAUCAGUUGACGAUCCUUUCGAAGGAACUGUUCGACACGAUCAGUGUUCAUCCGCGGGACAUGAACUACGACGAGCUGGAAUGUCAUCUGGUAGAGCUGGAACAAAAGAAGCUAAAUACGCGCGGCGUUCUUCGGAGGCUUCUACAGCUUAGUGUCCGCGAAGGACGCUACAAGCGUGCGCUCGAGCUAAAGCAACGUUGUGACCAGGCAAAGGUAGACCAAAGUUCCGGUAUGCUAGCGUCAAUCGUUGAACUGUACACCAAGGUAGGCGAUCCGGUACAAGCCGGCCGAACGUUGGAACAGUUGCGCCAACAGUAUCCUGGAUUUAUCGUGGAUGAGCACAAGAUCAUCGAUUACGCAGCAUUGCUCGUGGAGCGCGGACAACUCGACGGUGCACGAAAGAUUCUUCGCGAACGUGCCACAACCGGUGGCAAGUUGCGUGGAGUGGAGGAUGGCUCGACUAGUAAAAAUGUUUGGAAUUUACUCACCAGCACAGCACAAUGGGCUGCGACUUCCGGGCGGAAAUCGGACUAUCCCAAUACCACGCUGCAGAUGCUAGAUUUUCUCGUCGAGCUCGGAUACUGUAACUACGACAAUGCACUGCUUGGUCCGGUGCUGCGUGAAUAUCUGCUUGCCGGCGAUAAGCGUACUGCCAUCGAAGAGUUUAAGCGCAUCGCAAAGGAAAAACGUCGCACACCGUUGCAGCUGGAAAUUAUUACCCUUCUCGUGGAGCUUACAAACGGACAGGAGGGAUCGUCCAACAUUUCACCAACCGACGCCAAAACGUUACUAACCGAAACGAUCCAAAUUGUAUCGCAAAUCCAUGGACCGAUCAAUACAAACAACACACUGAUCGUUGCACUGGCGGUGGCCGGUACCGAGGCUCAGUUGCGCCGUAUGCUGAUCAAUCCGGAGGUACGCAUCAACCACGAGUACAUACUGACGCAGUGUGAAUUUUUGGUCGGAAGCGGUAAGAUUGAACCCGUGCUACGGUUAGCUAAAUGUAGCAAAGGGUUGGCGAAUGUGCGCGAAUCUGACUUCCUGCUGCUUGCCCUGGGACAGUAUGUGCGAGAGAAUAACUGUGAGGCUGCCGUACGAUUGUUCCAGCGAAUGGUAGACGAAGGGGACGAGCUGAAAGUUACGACCGAGUUUGCACGCAAACUGUCCGAUCUGCUGGAGGCCAACAAUUUUGAGGUACCGGCUGGAUUGCAGAUGUACCUAAAAUGA
Molecule: messenger RNA, 3167 nt
Organism: Anopheles maculipalpis
Lineage: Eukaryota; Metazoa; Arthropoda; Insecta; Diptera; Culicidae
Gene: Lrpprc2
Product: leucine-rich PPR motif-containing protein, mitochondrial
Exons: 1
Coding region: 3-3167 (1054 amino acids)
Molecular function (GO): protein binding
Source: RefSeq, a predicted model, not a curated record